GUUGCAGCAUUUUUGAUAACUGCAAGACUUGCAACAAUGGCACCUGGCAGCCCAAGGAUGAUUUCUACAUCAGAGGCAGGUACUGCACAUCGUGUCGUCGAGGGUGGUCUGGUGGAGACUGUCUCACAUGCGGAGAAGUUAUACAGAGACCACAUGGUCAUGUGACUUUAGAAAGUUAUCCAAUCAAUGCCAAAUGUGAAUGGACACUACAAGUUGGCCAAGGAGCAACAAUGGAACUCAGGUUUUCAACGAUUAGCCUGGAAUCUGACCAUAGUUGUCGAUAUGACUAUGUAGAGGUGCGGGAUGGGGACAGUCCAAAGUCGCCUGUGAUUGGCAGAUACUGUGGGGAUGAAAGCCCUUUACCAAUCAGAAGUUCUGGAAACUCUCUGCAUAUUCGUUUUGUGUCAGAUGGCUACAAUAACUAUGAUGGGUUUUUUGCUACUUUCCAGGAAGUCUCAG
Molecule: messenger RNA, 459 nt
Organism: Sinocyclocheilus rhinocerous
Lineage: Eukaryota; Metazoa; Chordata; Actinopteri; Cypriniformes; Cyprinidae
Product: inactive serine protease PAMR1-like
Exons: 3
Source: RefSeq, a predicted model, not a curated record